AUGCUCAGUGACAUCAGUGUUGAUGGCUGCACUGACCUUCACAAGUACUCAGAUUAUGACUCCAAGUGCUUAUAUGUCAAAUCCAAUGCUCACUACAGGUCAAAAGGGUACAUAAACUAUCUCCAAAUCUUUUACUGCAGCUUUGGCCACUCCCCAAUUUUGGCUUCAAAUUACUUUUGUAAUAACCUAGAAGGUCUCUCUUACAUCUUAAGAUUAUCCCCUACCAUAGCUGGGGUAACCUUGCUUUCUCUGGGAAAUGGUGCCCCUGAUUUUUUUGCCAGUGUUGUUUCUUUCACAAGAUCCAAUGAUGGGGCAGUUGGCCUCAAUAGCAUUCUCGGGGGAGCAUUUUUUGUCUCCAGUGCUGUUUUGGGGGUCAUAAGUUUCCUUGUUACUUCAAACGAAAUUGCAAUUGGCAAGGCCAGUUUCAUUAGAGAUGUCAUUUUCUUCCUCUUCUCUCUUUUCAUCCUCCUUGUCAUCAUUUCCAUUGGUAAAAUUACCUUGUUGGGUUCAAUUUCUUAUGUUUCUAUGUACUUCCUUUAUGUCAAUGCUAUCUCUGCCACAUAUUUCAUCUAUGGAGGGGACAUGAUGUAA
Molecule: messenger RNA, 591 nt
Organism: Glycine soja
Lineage: Eukaryota; Viridiplantae; Streptophyta; Magnoliopsida; Fabales; Fabaceae
Product: cation/calcium exchanger 1-like
Exons: 2
Coding region: 1-591 (196 amino acids)
Biological process (GO): transmembrane transport; monoatomic cation transport
Cellular component (GO): membrane
Molecular function (GO): monoatomic cation transmembrane transporter activity
Source: RefSeq, a predicted model, not a curated record